This is a messenger RNA of Pteronotus mesoamericanus, 699 nucleotides long. It is a transcript of the gene TDRD10, whose product is annotated as tudor domain containing 10. Lineage: Eukaryota; Metazoa; Chordata; Mammalia; Chiroptera; Mormoopidae. The record is from RefSeq and is a predicted model, not a curated record.
AUGGACUCAAACGAAGAGCUUGUUCAGCAGCUUGAGGCCUACUUGCAAGAUGCAGAUCGAGUGCAUAUAAAAAUUCAGAAGGGAUAUCUCGGGAGCGAGGAGUCUGGUAACUCCCAAGAGACAGAGAAACUGAGGACAACCUUCUUUGCAGUUCCCAUGGAAGUUAGAGGCCCCUUCCUCGUGCUGCUCGUGAGGGAAAGCCCCCGGGACCUGAGAUGGCUGGCCACCCGACGGGCAGCAGGUGGCGCUGCUGGUCCUCAGGCCCUGUUCUUCUGGGCCAUGCACAUCACGGAGACUCUGCACCAGAACUUGCAGGUGCUGUUCUGCACCCAGGCCAAGACUGAGGAGCAGCAGCCCUACCUGCCCGACUCAGCCAUGUGGCGUGGGAGCUGCUGUCUGGUCCGGUACCAGCUGGGCGAUUGUGGGUGGGCCUGGAACAGGUGCUGGGUAGUGGACACGGUGGCUACCUGGGCCGUGGUCAUGGUCAUCGACUGCAGCUGGGCGGCUACCAUCCUGGCAGAAUCCCUGCGCAGCCUGGAUAGUGAUGACUUAGGGACCGUCCCGCCUCUGGCUCAGCCAUUCAUUCUGGAGAAAGGCAUUUUGAAUUCAAAUCAGGUGAUCUAUCACAUCCUCAAUGGGAACAUCACUGGUGCUUUAAACUUGGAGUUGCACACCCUCAAGUUUGAAGAGUUUAAAUAA